This is a messenger RNA of Pieris macdunnoughi, 2268 nucleotides long. The record is from the annotation of a GenBank genome assembly. Lineage: Eukaryota; Metazoa; Arthropoda; Insecta; Lepidoptera; Pieridae.
AUGUUUACCGAAGAGCAACUUAAAAUAUACCUCGAAAACAUCUCGCCGAAUCGAGAAUUUAUAAGAUUUGAAUUUUCAAGUGCCGAGAAGUUCAUAAUACAAAUUAAAUGCAUAAUAGAAAAAAAAGAAUCAAUUGAGCUUCACAAAAGUAACAUAGACAAGUGGAUAAAGGCCUUUUCGAAGUUUACAGCCACUACUUGGACGGCUCAAAUUUCGUACACUAAGAUGAAAACAGUAUUAUUUCAAAAGGAUUGUGUUUGUCAACCCAUCAACUAUACUAAAAGCAAGAAGGACGAAGCGGAAACCGUGUGUAAGGCACAAAUCAAAUUUGAGAUAAAAUUAAUAGAUGAGACCACUGAUUUAAAUUUAUUUAUCACGAUAGAUUUCGACCACUCUCACAGCGUUUAUACAUCAACAGCCACGUCCUUUGUCGAGACUAUGUCCGACACUGAUAAAAAAUUUUAUGACUAUUUCGAUAACGGCUUCAACGCUACUACAUCGAAAACUUACCACGAAUUAUAUCUGAUAGAAAAAUAUGGUACAAGAUCCUCUCAAUACCUUACAGACGAAGAUAUAAACCCAAGUAUUAAUCAUAUAAAAUUUUUGAUUGACAACAUGCAAAGCAAGGAUAUAAAGCGCAGUUUCAGAGAUAUACUUGAGGCUAAAAAGGCUUACAUCAACGAUUCCGGCGGCACACUAAUGUACACAGAAAAUCCUGAAAUUGUCGUCAUAAUAACGCCACUGAUGAAAAAAGUAAUGAUGAAUAAUAAUUUGAAUUGCGUGUUGGUAGACAGCAGCCUCGUCAAAAUUGGAUUAGUUGUGACAAUGUUAUACAUUUCUAACAAAAUUGGAGCUUUGCCUAUCGCAUGCGUUCUACACACAGCAGCGACUAAAUCCAACUUUAAGGGCGCUUUUAAAAUGUUAAAAUUGACCAUAAACACACUUGUUAACAACACCUUCAACCCAAAAAUAUUUAUCGUCAAUGAUUUGGUGGAACAGAAGAGUGCAUUAUCCAAAUUUUUCCCAGAAUCAAAGUUCAUUGCAUCUCGUUGGUCCAUCUGUUGCGAGAUUUGGAAGUGGCUCUGUAGCGACGAUCUUAAGAUCGACCACCGUAGGAGACACUCGCUUAUGUUUUUCUUUAAAUCUUUGAUUUAUGCAAGCGCUGAUACCGCUAAGACACAUUACACCAAAUUAUUGGUGAGUGAUUACUUUGAUCCCAAGGUCGGGUUGCGUAAAUAUAUUGACUACAUUUGGGGACGAUCAAACGAAUGGAUUGUUAAAGAUGACUUUCAACUUAACCUUUUGAUGGAGAUAUCAAUCCGGCUUAUAAAGGAAUUUUUUUUACGAAAAUGUAGAUUUUUUAAUAUAAUUAUGAUGAUCGACGUCGUGUCUAAGCUUUUGGAAACUCACCUGAAAGCAGUGAUCAACACAUACAUUGAUGGGAUGCCGAAAAUAUUACAUUACACGAAAUUCUUUCACCGAUCUUACACUGUUUGUUCAAAUGUCGAAUUUGUGCAGAUCCGUUUAAACGAGUAUCUGGUCCAGUAUCAAUCAUCGCCUAACUUGUACUAUCAUGUGAAAACUGACACGAUUUGUUGUGACUGCCCUAUCGGAAGGCAAGGACGACUGUGUGACCAUCUAGGCAUCAUAUUUAACAAGGAUUCAGUCAGAACGCUCAACAUUCCACUAUUGACAAACAUUGAAGUAGACUUAUUGAUGAGAUUUGUCGGCUUAAGUAAUGACAAAAAUAUAAAAUGUGAAAUUAUGGAAGACGAAGAAUUCAAAGAGGCUAUAGAAAAUGCUACAGACUUGGAGAAAAAUACUGUGUACCUGAACAAGUACCAGAGGGAUUGCGUUGUUGAACGUUCAGAAGACACAACGGUGGAUCAAUCGGAGUACGAUGUCCUACAGAAACCACAUUUUUAUAUCUUCAAGAAAUUUAAAAACAAUAACAUCAAAGCUAUAAGGACAGCUCCAGACUCAGUUGAACUGAAAGCAGCCGACAAAUUAAAAAAUAACAAUUUCAUUUGUAAACGUCCCGGUUUCGAACGCAAGCUCCGCCCAAUCGAAUUAUACAUGAAUGCUUUUAAAAACUUAGAAGAACAGUUUUUAACAUUGAUGAAUUAUUUUCAAAACAACCCGAAUGACGCAACCACAGCAGCCAUGGAACACGUAUCGCAGGAGUUAGCCAAAGUUAUGUCGCAAAUUAACGUGGAGAACAUCACUUCAAAUGUUAUGAAAUACAAGAAAAGGAACCACAACGAUUAA